CUUUUUUGGAUCUUGUCCUAAAAUGAUAUGCUUCGGAUGAAACACAUACAUCAAGGUGGCCCACAGAACCCCUGCCAGGACCGUCCACCUCUAGCUAGGUACUGGUGGGGCAGUACCGAAUCGGCGUCCCUCUAGUUCAAGUUUGAAGGAUAUCACCUGAUGAAUGGACUGGAUAUCGCACCCGUGCAUCAUACGUGUGCCGUUCGAAGCAUCUCCAUUUCAGAAGGGCGGGGCAAUCCCUUCUGUUCCAACCAGGGAUGGCGGAGACACCAUGAAAUCUCGGUGAGAUCCGAAAUCUACAAAAGAGAAGAAAUCUCUCUCUCGAUGGAGCUUUAUUCGGGUUUCUCUGGUUACUGUAGCUACAGUAUUUGAAAUGGGUUUUAUAGAACCUUUUUUCCCGUCAUUAUCACGACUCGAUUAGUUCCUCAAGCCUCAUUUUUUCUUAGAUUGAUUUAUUGGGAAAUGAUGUUUUGCAUUUAUUCUCUAUAGAAAAUGUCUUCUUCUUUCAUGGCUAUGAGAAUACGUGCGCUGGAAUUGCAGGUUUCAUCUGAAAGAAGCUUGGUAAGGGUUUGAGUGCAUAGAGAAGUGGGGAAAAAAAGAAAGAAAAUAAAAGAAAAGCUGUUUUUAAUUCAAAAGAUUUCCUGGGUUCUUUUGGAUUCUAGUUAUUCACCUUGUAAUUCAAUAAAAUGGGCUUUUGUUUGUUUGUGUGAGUGAUUUUGGAGAAGUUUUAAAGAAAAUAUGAUGUAUAUAUAUUUUUAAAUUCAAUUGUUUUGAUGGGUUCUUCUGGAUUUUAGGAUUUAGCUUGAAGUACAAUAGAAUGAGUUUUUUUUUUUUUCAUGUCUGAUUUUGGAGAAGGGUAAACAGAGAGAACUAAAAAGAACAUCUCUCUUCUUCAAUUAAUUUGUUGGGCUUUGAGGGAACUUAGUUAUUUAGCUAUGAGUCUUGGAAUGAGUCGUACGUUGCUCCCAAGACAUGUAACUAGUGUCAUAAAAUGUCAGAAAGAUCCUCUUAGAGCUCUAGAAAUGUUCAAUUCAGCUGCUAAGGAAGAUGGGUUUAAGCAUACAUUGUUCACAUACAAGUGCAUGAUCGAAAAACUCGGGUUUCAUGGGGAGUUUGAGGCCAUGGAGAAUGUUUUAGCUGAGAUGAGAAUGAAGAUUGAGAAUGGUUUACUCGAAGGAGUUUACAUCGGUGCAAUGAGAAGUUAUGGAAGGAACGGGAAGAUCCAGGAGGCCGUGGAUGUGUUUGAGAGGAUGGAUUUUUUCGACUGUGAGCCGUCCGUUAGAUCCUACAAUGCCAUCAUGAACAUUUUGGUUGAGUUCAAGUACUUUGAUCAAGCCCACAAAGUUUAUUUGAGAAUGCUGGAUAAAGGGAUUGUCCCUGAUGUCUACACCUUCACAAUUCGGAUAAAGUCCUUUUGCAGAACGAACCGGCCAGAUGCAGCACUCAGACUUCUUAAAAACAUGCGCGAUCAAGGACGUGAAGUCAAUGCAGUUGUGUAUUGUACAGUGCUUGGUGGCCUUUAUAAACAGAACUAUCGAGUCGAUGCAUGUGUUUUAUUUGAUGAGAUGCUUGGGGAAGAUGUAUGUCCUGAUAUAGCUACUUUUAAUAAGCUUAUACACACCCUUUGUAAGAAAGGGGAUGUUCGAGAAAGCAGUAAACUCCUCAACAAGAUUCUCAAGAGGGGUGUGUCUCCAAAUCUUUUUACGUUUAAUAUAUUCAUUCAAGGCCUUUGCAAAAAAACGAAUCUGAUGGAGGCUGUUUGUUUUUUGGAUUGUAUGGGUAGAAAGGGUUUAGCUCCUGAUGUCGUCACAUACAAUACAAUUAUUUGUGGCUUGUGCAAAAGCUUUAAGGUUGUGGAGGCUGAGAACUAUCUGCAUAAAAUGGCGAAUGAAGGAUGUGCUCCUGAUGAUUUCACCUAUAACACGAUUAUUGAUGGAUAUUGCAAGAUGGGUCUGGUCCAAAAUGCAUGUAGGCUUCUGAAUGAUGCAAUUUUCAAGGGGUUUGUACCUGAUCAUGUAACUUAUUGCUCCCUAAUAAACGGAUUGUGCCUGGAAGGUGAUAUAGAUAGGGCAAUGGAGGUAUUUAAUGAGGCUGUUGGAAAAGGACUGAAGCCAGAUGUUAUUAUCUACAAUUCUCUAGUCAAAGGGUUGUCUCAGCAAGGCCUUAUUUUGCAAGCAUUGCGGCUGAUGAACGAUAUGUCAGAGAAUGGUUGCAGCCCAAACAUAUGGACCUACAAUAUAGUUAUAAAUGGGUUGUGCAAGAUAGGCUAUGUGUCCGACGCCAAUAAUCUCAUGAAUGACGCCAUCACCAAAGGCUACCUGCCUGACAUUUUUACCUUUAAUACGCUGAUCGAUGGCUACUGUAAGCAGUUGAAGUUGGAUAGUGCGAUGAAGAUUAUUGAAAGGAUGUGGACCCACAGUGUUACUCCCGAUGUGAUCACCUAUAACUCCGUGUUGAAUGGCCUAUGCAAGGCUGGGAAGGCUGCUGAUGUCCUGGAAAUAUUCAAAGAAAUGGUGGCAAAGGGGCUUGUUCCCAAUGUUAUCACCUAUAACAUACUGAUAGAGAGCCUGUGCAAAGCACACAGUGUAAAAGAAGCUUCCAAUUUGCUAGUGAAGAUGGCCAACGAGGGAUUGACUCCGGAUGUUGUUAGUUUCAGCACAUUGAUUCAUGGCUUUUGCGAGAAUGGUGAUCUUGAGGGAGCCUACCAGCUUUUCAGAAAAAUGGAUCAAGUUACCUUCUCUCCCACAAUCGAUACAUAUAAUAUAAUGAUGAAUGCAUUUUUUGGGAAACUCAAUGCUCGUAUGGCGGAAGAAAUUUUUCAUGAGAUGGGUAAGAAAGGUUGCUUGCCUGAUGCUCUCACUUAUCGCAUCCUGGUUGAUGGUUUCUGUAAGAUAGGAAAUAUUGAUCGGGCAAACAAAUUCCUCAUAGAAGCAGUUGAUAAGGGAUUCAUUCCUUCUAUGAUGAUUUUUGGGCGGGUGCUCAACUGCCUGUGUGUGAACAAUAGAGUUAACGAGGCUGUUGGUAUUGUUCACAUCAUGGUGAGCAAGGGCGUGGUCCCUGAGGUUGUGAAUACCAUCUUUAGUGCUGAUAAGAAGGAGGUGGCUGCACCGAAGAUACUUGUGGAGGAACUGUUAAAGAAGGGUCAUAUAAUUUAUGAGGCAUACGAACUUCUUUAUGAUGGGAUUAGAGAUAAGAAGCUAUUAAGAAAAAGGCAUCGCAUGAAGCAUUCCUAAAACAUACCUAGUUGGGCAUGCGACACUGUCAGGUGUCGAAGCAGAUGUGGCAGAAGCAUGAGUUGGUGCAAUCGAUCCAAGGGAAGAAGUGGUACGCCAGGGGCAAUCCAUUUAUGUUCUCAUCCAUCAAGGGGCUGUUCAGUUCUUGCACUGGGGGAUCUGACUAUGACAAUUGCAGAAGCAACGCCUCCCAUUUAUUCAUCUGGGGUCAUUUUUCCUUCCAAGGAGACGGUUGUCAGAUGUUUUGAGAAGCGUGACUAGGCUUUCAUCAAUGUCUGUGAUCUAACAUUGUACCCUCAGCUUAAUAUGAAAUGCCUUGUUGAGGUAUACUCUCUAGCUGUACUUCAUGGUUUUCUUUAUUAACUUCUUUGUGCAAAAGAAUGUUUUGUCUCUAACUAGACUUGAAAGGGACAUGUGCCAAACUUCGAAGGUGCUGGCCUCAUCAUCUUCAACCGCCACUGAACAUUAAAUAGUCUGAAGGAAAAAAUCAACCAAAUUUCACAAGCCACCUUAUACCUGACAAAGAGGCUUUCAAAAAGCGCUGCAAGGAACGACUAGGAAGAAAAUUUGCCGUUUGUUGACUACUUCUUGAUUUUUUUAUUCAAAUGGUUUUUGCACCAGGAACCUAAACAUGCCCUAAUAUUAUUACUUUCAAAGAAUUUUCUUGUUUCCAUCAUAGUGUUGUAUUAUAACAUAAACAGGUUUGUUAACUGACCAAGGAUAGGGCCUUAGAUAGGAUUGACUGCCUAAAUGUGAUUUGUAAAGACAACCCAAUUAGGUGGGUGUCUUGGUACAAUGCUUUGAUGAUGGAUGUUGUAUUAUAUAGUUAUGUUACAUGGCUAUUACAAUCCAAUGUUCUAU
This is a messenger RNA of Magnolia sinica, 4094 nucleotides long. RefSeq names its product putative pentatricopeptide repeat-containing protein At1g74580. The record is from RefSeq and is a predicted model, not a curated record. Gene Ontology annotation, cellular component: intracellular membrane-bounded organelle. Gene Ontology annotation, molecular function: RNA binding; protein binding. The transcript is spliced from 3 exons. The coding region runs from base 936 to 3233 and encodes 765 amino acids. NCBI's taxonomy places the organism in Eukaryota, Viridiplantae, Streptophyta, Magnoliopsida, Magnoliales, Magnoliaceae. Gene Ontology annotation, biological process: RNA modification.